GUUAUUUGGUGGGCUAUGAGAAAAUUAGGUGUGGAUGAGUGGCUAGUUACGAUGGUACAGUCUAUGUACAGCAAUGCUAGAAGUUGUGUCAGGAUUAACGAUUCACUUAGUGAUGAAUUUAGUGUAAAUGUUGGUGUACAUCAGGGUUCUGUACUUAGUCCUUUGUUGUUUAUUCUAGUCUUAGAAGCGCUGUCGAUGGAGUUCAGAACAGGUUGUCCAUGGGAGUUAUUGUAUGCAGAUGAUUUGGUUCUCAUAGCAGAGUCGAUGGAAGAAUUAGUUGAAAAGUUUGAGAAGUGGAAGAAAGGACUAGAAGAGAAAGGGCUAAAGGUAAACACAGCAAAGUCUAAAGUCAUGAUUAGUAGCAUUGCAGCCAAGUGUGACCUUGUAGUUGGAAAGUGGCCUUGUGGAGUUUGCAGGAAAGGGGUUGGUAGUAACUCAUUUUUUUGUCAGACUUGCAAGCAUUGGGUACAUAAGAAGUGCAGUAGUAUUAGUGGAAGGUUAAGAGCUUACAUACAGUUUGUAUGCAAGCAUUGCAAAGGUGAGAUUAUAGAGAAUGAAGUAUUUCCAGCUUUAAUGAUGUACAACAGUGGCUCAUUAGAGAUAGUUGAGAACUUCUGUUACUUAGGUGAUAUGUUGGGCAGUGAAGGGGGUGUUGGAAGAAGUGUUACUUGCAGGAUAGGUUCUGCUUGGAAAAAGUUCAGAGAGUUACUUCCUUUGUUGACUAGCAGAGUCCUCUCAAUUGAGGUAAAAUUGUAA
Molecule: messenger RNA, 756 nt
Organism: Hydractinia symbiolongicarpus
Lineage: Eukaryota; Metazoa; Cnidaria; Hydrozoa; Anthoathecata; Hydractiniidae
Exons: 2
Coding region: 16-756 (246 amino acids)
Source: RefSeq, a predicted model, not a curated record